Molecule: messenger RNA, 3762 nt
Organism: Oryza sativa Japonica Group (Japanese rice)
Lineage: Eukaryota; Viridiplantae; Streptophyta; Magnoliopsida; Poales; Poaceae
Product: myosin-binding protein 3
Molecular function (GO): myosin binding
Source: RefSeq, a predicted model, not a curated record
UUCAUGCCCGUCUCGUCGACUCGUCGUCAUGGCCGGUGCAGCAUUUCCAUUUUACCAGGCUCCAAGGUUCGUACGUACCCAUUGGCCGGCGGCCGCAUCAAACGGGACGAAUUCCUAACCCUCGUCAUCCGUCCCUUCCCUCCAUUCAAACGCGAAAAAAAAAUGGAGAAAAAUGAGAGCGAGCUAGCUCUCUCAUGGGGUCCAAUGGCCCGAACUUUCUCCCUCAAAAGGUGAAAGCUAGAAGCUUCAAAACAACUCAUCCAGCCAAGCCUCCACCCCUCCCAAAUCAUUCCAUCUGCUGCCUUUGCAAGUUUCAACCCGCAAGAAUUCAUUCGGUCUCGCUCGGCUUGGCGUGGCGGCAGCUAGAUUCCAAGCAGUCGUCAAGGCCGAGGCGAAGAUCGGAAUUUUUUUUCUCAUGCUGUGGCUGUACUAACUUGUAAGGAUCGGAGGGCGCGAUGGCGGCGGCGGCGGCGGCGGCGAGCAGGUUCGCGGCGGCGCUGUUCCACAGGAGGACGCGGAGGGUCACGUCGGCGCUGGCGUACGCCGUCCUGGAGUGGACGCUCAUCGCGCUGCUGCUGAUCAACGGGCUCUUCUCCUACGCCAUCGCCCGGUUCGCCGCCUACUUCGGGCUCAGGCCGCCGUGCCUCCUCUGCUCCCGCGUCGACCGCCUCUUCGAGAAGGCGACGGAGGAGGAGGAUGGCGCGCGGUGGCUGCGGAGCGUCCUCUGCGGCGCCCACGCGGCGGAGAUCUCCGGGCUCGGGUACUGCCUGCACCACGGUCGGCUCGCCGACGCCGGCGACAUGUGCGAGGCCUGCCUGUCUUCUUCCAAGGAGGAGAGCAUAAAAGAUGCAGGGGAGGAGAGCGCCACGGUGUGCUCUUGCUGCUACGCCGUUGUGAAAACCUCCUCGCGCGAGCUGCCGGAUAAAGGACAAGGCCAAUCGGAGGAGAAGACAACCGAAGAAGACAGAAACCAAGGGUAUGUUCCAUUGGCUCAAGAAGAGCACGGCGAAGAAGAAGACCAAGGAUAUGUUAUUUUGGCUCAAGAGGAGCACGACGAGGAAAACGAAGAAGAGCAUGGAGAAUUUCAGGAGGAAGAGCGGCAAGAAGAGGUGGACGAUAAAGACGAGCAAGAGGAGAAGAUGGCCGCCGUCCAGGACGAGUCCUUGGAAGUCAUGGCUGUCGGAGAAGAGAUCGAGCUCGACGGCGAGCGCUUGCUGUCGGUGGCAGCCAUCGAUGAGAUGACAAUCGCCGACGAGUCAGGUUUGCAUCAGGCGUGCUGUGAAAAGGAGAAAGAAAUGGACCAUAUCGACGGCGAGCACGAGUUGAGAGAUCUUGAUAUCGGAGUUGUUCUUGAGGAGAAGAGGAUGUUGGAUUCUUCGGCUGCAACGGCGGAUGUCGCGAUUGAGGACGACUUUGUUGUGCCCGUUCCUUGUGCAGAGCCUGUCACAAGCCCACCUGAUCCUCAUGAGAAUAUCAUCCCCCACGAUGAUGAAUUGGUUAUUGAAGAUGUUGCUCAAAUUGGAGAUGCCACUGCUGAAGAAGAAACAGUUGAAGAAGAAGAAGUUGAGACAGCUGAAGAAGAAGAAAUUGUUGUGCCCGAAGUCAUUGAAGAAGUUUCUGAAGAUGACAAUCAAUUGUCCAGUCUUGUCAUCUGGUAUGCCAGUCUCAUCGUUUUCCUUUCAGUCACUGAAGCAGUUCCUGAAGAUGACAACAGAUCAGCAGAGGUGGACACUAACUGUGAGGUAUCAAUCGGAAGUGAGAUAUGCGAACGGGAGCAAGAUGACCAUGUCGUGCCGUUUCAUGAAUCAGCAGAGUUUGAGGAGCCAACUGAUCCAUUGGCGUACCCAGAUGAGCAGCCACUGCCAUUGGAAAGUCUCCAUGAAACAGACCCAACUGCGCAAGCAAGUGAAACCGAACAGGAGGAGGAGGCGACGGCGAGCCAGAGAUUAGACCAGCCACCAAACGAACAGAACGAGGUUGAAGACGACAAGGCACCUGAGACACCGACCUACAGCGUUGCCACACAAAUCUCAGACAAAAAGUUUUUGCUUGAGAGGAAACGGUCACUAUCCUUAUCUUUGGACGGGAGUGUGGCAAGCGAGAUGGAGUUGUCCGAGCCUUCCACCGUUGAUCAGCUGAAAUCGGCGCUGCAAGCGGAGCGAAAGGCACUCAGCGCAUUGUACUCCGAGCUUGAGGAAGAGAGGAGCGCCGCUGCCAUCGCGACCAACCAGACUAUGGCAAUGAUCAACAGGUUGCAGGAAGAGAAGGCAGCAAUGCAGAUGGAGGCUCUGCAAUACCAACGGAUGAUGGAGGAGCAGUCGGAGUACGACCAGGAGGCGCUGCAGUUGCUGAACGAGUUGGUCACCAAGAGGGAGAGGGAGAAGCAGGAACUGGAGAGGGAGCUGGAUAUGUGCAGGCAGAAGGUGCUACACUACGAGGACAAGGAGAGGAGGAGAAUGGCAAGCUUCAAGGCUAACGGGCAUAGCCCCAAUGGUAAUGGCACUUCUGUGUCAUCCAGUGGUGAGGACAGUGACGGGCACUCCGAUGAAUACUGCGAACUAGGUGAGUCCCCGGAUGGCAGCAAUCUUCAGAGCCCGUCUCAUGCUGCUUUUAGCCCCAGGACAGAUCAAGAAAACAAGAAACAUCUGGUGGCUCUUGAUGACUCCUUGACGUACUUUGAGAUGGAAAGGCUAUCUAUCUUGGAAGAGCUCAAGACAUUGGAGGAGAGGCUCUUCACAUUGGAAGAUGAUGACAUCAACGACACCAGUGCUGCUGUGGGCCGAUCUUCAGAUGAAUAUGAACUGUCGGCUGACGGUCUCCAUUCUCCGGGAAAUGGUGAUAUCACCAGUGACAAGGCAAAGUUUGAAGGUCGAAAUUCUAUUUGCAGGGGAAAGAGUCUUCUUCCUCUAUUCGAUGCAGCUGGAGAUGAGAGCAGUGAUCAGACACCAUCUGCAAGGGUUGGGGAUGUGCAAGUUGAUAAUUCGACAAAACCGGUUUCUGUGCUUGUAAAAGAACAGGAGAGGCUGGCAAUAAUAGAGGAGGUUGAUCAUGUAUACGAGAGACUGCAAGCACUAGAGGCAGACAAGGAGUUCCUCAGGCACUGCAUCAAGUCCCUGAAGAAAGGUGACAGGGGCAUGGACCUUCUUCAAGAGAUCUUGCAGCAUCUUCGCGAACUCCGGAGCGUGGAACUUCAUGUUAAGCAUGCUGGUGAUGCCCUUGCUGCAAAUUCAGCAUAGCACAUGCCUCUUAUAUAUAACAUGUGAUUACCGUAGCUUGCUAUUGAUUUAGUGGAUCGGCUUUGGUGAGUCGAUCGGAAUGAUCUGAAGUACUUGGUUGGUGAUGGUACCUUUGAAAGAUAAUGGCUGAUUUCAUGGGAGGUUUUGCUCAUUUUGCCGGUGGCACGGAAGCAAAGCCUCUUCCUUUUGUUUCUGGUCCAGCAUUGCCGGCUUUAUGAUGUGGUAGUUGUAGAAAUCAUUAGUCCUUCCAAAGCUGCACAAUGUUGAAUCAUUGGUGCCAGCUUCGGAUGUAUGCACAACUUAGGGGAAAAAAAGAAAAGGUAAAGUUAGUCUGAGUGGAGAUGUGGAGGAUCUAUUAUUUAUUCUCUUCUUUUUUUUUCUUCAAUUUUCAGAAUUGUUUGUGCAGAGGUAGGAAUGUGCAUGAGUUUGUCCUGUUCUGUAUGAGGUUGUAGCUUGUAUGGUUGGUACGUGCGGUUUGUUCUUUUUUUAUAGCCAGAUUUGAUGAAGAAAGCAAUCCUUUCGGAAA